GUCUCACUGCAGGGGGCCCCGCGGGGCUCAGUGCUGCUGCGGCCGCCUCCUGCUCAGGUCCGGGGGUGCGGUCGUGCAAUAGGAAGCCGAGGGCGUUGCAAGCUUCCCUUCGGGCACCAGCUACCUGGCUCCACGUCCUGUCGGGUGCAUUCCACAGACACCCCCGGAUCCUCCACCUGUGGCCCCUAGAACUCCCUGCCCGCGUCCGCCAUGCCUCUCAGCCGCACUUUGUCCGUGUCCUCGCUGCCGGGACUGGAAGAUUGGGAGGAUGAAUUCGACCUGGAGAACACGGUGCUCUUCGAAGUGGCCUGGGAGGUGGCCAACAAAGUGGGCGGCAUCUACACGGUGCUGCAGACGAAGGCGAAGGUGACAGGAGAUGAGUGGGGCGACAACUACUACCUGGUGGGACCGUACACGGAGCAGGGCGUGAGGACCCAGGUGGAGCUGCUGGAGCCGCCGACCCCGGCUCUGAAGAGGACGCUGGACUCCAUGAACAGCAAGGGCUGCAAGGUGUAUUUUGGGCGCUGGCUGAUCGAAGGGGGCCCCCUGGUGGUGCUCUUGGAUGUGGGAGCGUCAGCCUGGGCCCUGGAGCGCUGGAAGGGGGAGCUCUGGGACACCUGCAACAUCGGGGUGCCCUGGUACGACCGCGAGGCCAACGACGCCGUCCUUUUUGGCUUCCUCACCACCUGGUUCCUGGGUGAGUUCCUGGCCCAGAGCGAGGAGAAGCCACACGUGGUGGCACACUUCCACGAAUGGCUGGCGGGGGUCGGGCUCUGCCUGUGCCGGGCCCGGCGGCUGCCUGUGGCCACCAUCUUCACCACCCACGCCACGCUGCUGGGGCGAUACCUGUGUGCCGGUGCCGUGGACUUCUACAACAACCUAGAGAACUUCAAUGUGGACAAGGAAGCAGGCGAGAGGCAAAUCUAUCACCGCUACUGCAUGGAGCGGGCAGCAGCCCACUGCGCUCAUGUCUUCGCUACCGUGUCCCAGAUCACCGCCAUCGAGGCUCAGCACCUUCUCAAGAGGAAACCAGAUAUUGUGACCCCCAACGGACUGAACGUGAAGAAGUUCUCUGCCAUGCACGAGUUCCAGAACCUCCACGCUCAGAGCAAGGCCCGGAUCCAGGAGUUUGUGCGGGGCCAUUUUUAUGGGCACCUGGACUUCAACUUGGACAAGACCUUGUACUUCUUCAUCGCCGGCCGCUACGAGUUCUCCAACAAGGGGGCCGACAUCUUCCUGGAGGCCUUGGCCCGGCUCAACUAUCUGCUCAGAGUCAACAACAGUGAGCAGACCGUGGUCGCCUUCUUCAUCAUGCCCGCGCGGACCAACAACUUCAACGUGGAAACCCUCAAGGGCCAGGCGGUGCGCAAGCAGCUUUGGGAUACGGCCAACACGGUGAAGGAGAAAUUCGGAAGGAAGCUUUAUGAAUCCUUGCUGGUGGGGAGCCUCCCAGACAUGAACAAGAUGCUGGACAAGGAGGACUUCACGAUGAUGAAGAGAGCCAUCUUUGCCACGCAGCGGCAGUCUUUCCCCCCUGUGUGCACCCACAAUAUGCUGGACGACUCCUCAGACCCUAUCCUGACCACCAUUCGCCGAAUUGGCCUCUUC
This is a messenger RNA of Myotis lucifugus (little brown bat), 1608 nucleotides long. It is a transcript of the gene GYS1, whose product is annotated as glycogen synthase 1. The annotation marks the transcript as partial. Gene Ontology annotation, molecular function: alpha-1,4-glucan glucosyltransferase (UDP-glucose donor) activity. Gene Ontology annotation, cellular component: cytoplasm. The transcript has 11 exons. The record is from RefSeq and is a predicted model, not a curated record. NCBI's taxonomy places the organism in Eukaryota, Metazoa, Chordata, Mammalia, Chiroptera, Vespertilionidae. Gene Ontology annotation, biological process: glycogen biosynthetic process.